AAAGAAUAAAAGUGGUCAUAGCAAAUAUUGACUUUUAAGCUUAUUAGAAUUGUAUAAACUAUGUUUUUGUUCUUUAUACUGUAUGUUUCCAUAUAGAAAUAAAUCUUGUUUCCCUAGCAAAAUAUAAAGAACUGAGGGGUGAGUCAAGACUUCCUAGAACAUCCUCUUGAGCAAUUACCGUUUCUGAUGUGUAAGCAUUACAUUACCCCAGUGACUAUAUGUUAUCAGCUGAUUAAGAGUGUGAAGCCCUUUAUCAUGUUUAUAGAAUCAAAACUAGUAGCAGUAUUUAAUUUCUGUUUAGUAUAAAACUAAACCCAGAUUCUUUGUGGCUGUACUGAAAUUGUAGAAUAAGUUUUUGUUAGUACAGCAAGCCAAAAUGCCUUGAUUGCCGCUGGACAAUCGUUGCAAAACUAGAACUUCUACAGCUUCCCUGGACACUUGCAGAUUUAUAACCACAUUCAUUUCAUUUUUAAAACGUUAAACUGCAUUUUUCCCCCCACAAGUUAUUUUCCUACCCCUGACCGUGCUAUUGCUUUGUACGACAUAAGGGGGCACUGUUGAGCUUAAAUUAAACCUAAUAUUUUCCAUGCACGUAUGAACAGUGGGACUUCUAAAAGAGUAGCUUUUUAUCACGUUAAACAAAAUUCACCAACCUGUUAGGGUAAAACUCACAAGUAGAAAUCUCCCACUUGUAUAUCAACAAAGUCCAGACAGCACAAAAUGGUAUUUCUCAAUAAGUUUUACAGAUACACCUUAAAACAAUGACAUUAAUAAUGAUUUCCCCCCUUUUUCAUUAGAACUGUCACGUAUCUAAGUGAGCUGCCUCCGAGGCCUUCUACAUGUCGUCAGACUCGCAUUACACUCUCAGAAGAUUUUUUUUUUUUCUUGGCGGCAGCAACAUUUUCAGUACUUAGGGAGUCUUUGUCUGGCCAUCAACAAAAGCCCUCGGAUUACUGGUGAGGCAGGCUCAGAGUACAGCUGCAUGCGUGUAUGGGCAGGUCAGAAGAAUGACUGGAGCUCCGGUGGGCUAAGCACUCGGAAAAAUGCAGUUUGGUGAGAUUGCAGAUUAGGAGGGAGGUGGGAGGGGGACAGGUGUUGAUUCCAUGUAUGGGGAAACCCGCAGGCACACUCUACAAGGAACUGAAAGAAAAUAAUUGAUGACGGGGGGGUUGUUUGUUUGUUUUUUCAGGAUGGAACUUUUCGUAUAAGAGAAAGUGCCGAAUAAAGCAAACAGUUCUCUAAUCAGAGUAAAGUCUGGUAUACUGUGACAUUUAGCGCCUUUUUUCUACUUUAGCGAUGGGCCUAACUGCAGGGACAUUCCCAACUGUACAGUAAUAAUAAUGAGUGAACCGGGGCUUCUCAUUGGCCCGGCAGCAGCCAAUGGAAAGGCAGGAAAUGAGUCACAGGUUUGUCCGCACUCACCUGAUACUUUACCUGACGGCGCUCAGAACCAGCGUCUCAUUACCUUUCCAAUACAGUCUAUAACUGAGGCUCUUUGUGUCCUGUAAAGUCCAGCAGUCAAGGUGUUCCUCUGUAUUUGGGCUCAGCAACACAAAGAUAAGGAGCGAUGGCUGUGGCUAACUUCCAAUACAUAACUCGGAUGAGCAGUGGCUUCAAGGUCUACAUUUUAGAAGGUCAGCCUCAUCUCAGAAGCGAAGACAGAUACAGACAUAUGACACACGACCGGGCUCGAACCCAAACGGUGUAUCCAAUCAAACGCAAGCGCAGCCACGAGAGAGGUCUGACUUUGGAGGAAAGACGAGAGCGAGCGAUGAGCCGAAGCAGGCUGGCCCAGAGAGCAGCCCCAGCAGUGUUCAGCAGCCAGCAGAGUCCAACACAAACCCUGAGUCCAACACCCAGCCCCACCAGCCCUCUGCCCACCCAUGUGUACUACACACCAGUCAUGGAUGAACCCCUUGCCCUCAUCAAGAAACCCAGAAAAGAAACUGAAAGCGCAGAGGAAAAGAAUAAAGGCACCUCUUCCAGUCAAAUCCAGAUACGUCCCUCUGUGAUCACUUGCGCCUCCUCGUUACGAAACCCCUCUUCAAGAUCCGUGGGCCACUCAUCAGUGGUUCCCAAAGACAACUAUGAUAACGUCCUCGAGGAGCAUUUCCAGAGGAGUUUGGGUGUUCACUACCAGAAAGCUCAGUCCCAGCAGCUCUCCAUCAGCGUGUCCGUCGACGACCACUUUGCCAAGGCUUUGGGAGACAAGUGGCUACAGAUUAAAUCCAAGUCUUCCUCCUGUUCUUCCACACCGCCCAGCAGUCCAAGUGUCACUCACUCCCCCACCUACAGCCACAGCCCAAAUCUGUGCCGCAAAGAGUCCACAAGCAGCUCAGUGCUAACGCCCAGCCACUGGUCUGUCAAUUAAAGUAGAAAUGGCAUCUGAUCCUGGUGGAAACUGGACUCUUUGAGACUUUUAACAUUUCACUGCCACUCUGCAGACGGCUCUGCUGUCUGUCUGGCUGCAAAUGCCAGUGCAGGAGUUGACAGAGCGAGCUUACAGAUGCAGGAGUGCUGUCAAUUUGGAUCUCCGCAUCUACAAGCUUAAUACAGCAACACAAACAAAUGUAGCAUUAUUUGGGACAUCGACAUAUUUUGUUACAUUUCUAUCCUCCGCUUGCUUGAUAGCAUUUGAAAAGCUGAGAUAAUGUAGAUGGUGAUGUGGGAUGAUUGGGGAAAAAAUCCUUUACAUUUCUUUUUGUAAAUGUGUCAUUUCUCUGAAUGCCAGUUACACUGUAUUAUAUUUAUAAUCUGAUACCCCUGGGUGCUUUACAGUCUAAGUGACUAGCCUAUCUGCUGUAAAAUGUGCUUUUAAACUGUACACAAACCAGACAAUUAAAAAGACCUAAAAUUCA
Molecule: messenger RNA, 2858 nt
Organism: Haplochromis burtoni (Burton's mouthbrooder)
Lineage: Eukaryota; Metazoa; Chordata; Actinopteri; Cichliformes; Cichlidae
Gene: vgll4l
Product: vestigial like 4 like
Exons: 5
Coding region: 1568-2371 (267 amino acids)
Biological process (GO): negative regulation of DNA-templated transcription
Molecular function (GO): transcription coactivator binding
Source: RefSeq, a predicted model, not a curated record